AUGUGUUGCCGUGUUCACCCUUGUAUGUGUUGCCGUGUUCACCUUGCCCGUGUUGCCGUGCCCACCCUUGUAUGUGUUGCCGUGUUCACCCUUGCCCGUGUUGCCGUGUCCACCCUCGCCCGUGUUGCCGUGUCCACCCUCGCCCGUGUUGCCGUGUCCACCCUCGCCCGUGUUGCCGUGUUCACCUCGCCCGUGUUGCCGUGUCCACCCUCGCCCGUGUUGCCGUGCCCACCUUUGUAUGUGUUGCCGUGCCCACCCUCGCCCGUGUUGCCGUGUCCACCCUCGCCCGUGAUGCCGUGUUCACCUCGCCCGUGUUGCCGUGUCCACCCUCGCCCGUGUUGCCGUGUCCACCCUCGCCCGUGUUGGUGUCCACCCUCGCCCGUGUUGCCGUGUCCACCUCGCCCGUGUUGCCGUGUCCACCCUCGCCCGUGUUGCCGUGUCACCCUCGCCCGUGUUGCCGUGUCCACCCUCGCCCGUGUUGCCGUGUCCACCCUCGCCCGUGUUGCCGUGUCCACCCUCGCCCGUGUUGCCGUGUCCACCCUCGCCCGUGUUGCCGUGUCCACCCUCGCCCGUGUUGCGUGUCACCCUCGCCCGUGUUGCCGUGUUCACCUCGCCCGUGUUGCCGUGUCCACUGCCCGUGUUGCCGUGUUCACCCUCGCCCGUGUUGCCGUGUACUCGACCUCUCCAACACAGUAA
Molecule: messenger RNA, 696 nt
Organism: Homarus americanus (American lobster)
Lineage: Eukaryota; Metazoa; Arthropoda; Malacostraca; Decapoda; Nephropidae
Product: sulfated surface glycoprotein 185-like
Exons: 1
Coding region: 1-696 (231 amino acids)
Source: RefSeq, a predicted model, not a curated record